Messenger RNA from Microthlaspi erraticum, 432 nucleotides. NCBI's taxonomy places the organism in Eukaryota, Viridiplantae, Streptophyta, Magnoliopsida, Brassicales, Brassicaceae. The record is from the annotation of a GenBank genome assembly.
AUGCUCAAGUCGGUCUUGUCGGCAAUGCCGACUUACUCUAUGUCAUGCUUCAAGCUCCCUGCAGGGUUAUAUAAAAGGAUUCAGUCAGCCUUAACCCGGUUUUGGUGGGAUUCAAAGCCAGGAAAGAAGAAAAUGUGCUGGCUCUCAUGGGAAAAACUUACAAGAUCAAAACGCGAUGGAGGUUUGGGUUUCCGAGACAUCCAAAGCUAUAAUGAUGCCUUCCUUGCAAAACUGAGUUGGAGAAUCCUCAACAAUCCCCAGAGCCUCCUCUCCCGAAUCCUCCAAGGAAAGUAUUGCAAAGACCACCACUUUUUGAAUGCACCGAUGCCUUCUUCUGCCUCGCACGGUUGGAGAGGAAUUAUCAUUGGUAGAGACCUCCUCCUUAAGAAUCUAGGCAAAGCAAUUGGAAAUGGCGCCUCAACCUCGGUCUAG